UCGCUAAAACUACUCAGAAAAGGAGGACCUUACUCAGGAAUGAUGUCCAUUCAGCAGAAAUCAAAAGAAAACUCCUCUAAAAUUAUUAAGAAAAGUGAAGAUAAAAAUCUAGAAACACAAAUUCAAGGUUCUCAAAACAAUGUAGCAAAAAAAUUAGGUCCAAAGGAAACUAUAAAAUCACUGAUCAAAUCUUCCAAUGAAAAUAAAGUAAAUCAGCCUGAAUCAGGCACACGCAUGAGUACAAGGUCAACAAAGGCAGCAGCGUCCAAUGAUAAAAAAGCUGCUAACUCCAUCGAUAAAAGUAUGGUGAGUAUGAAAGGACAUUCACAAGAAACUGCAAAAAAGAAGAAAUUAUCUCAGAAAAAAUCAGUGCACGAAUCCUUGAAAUCAAAUGAUCAGUUUAACCGGAGAUCACAAAGACUACAACAACUGACAGAAAUUUCAACAAGAUCUUUGCGCAGCAGAGCAAUUCAGGGUCAAGUUCAAGGCGCUAAACAGAGUUUGCUACCAACAAGAAAAGAUAAAAAUGCUCAAAUUAAAUCUAGUAAAGUUAAAACAAAUCAAAAACAUGUAAAAAGAAAAAUAUUGGAAAUAAGAUCUGACUCUAAAGAGGAUACAAAUUCUGUAGUUAAUGAAGUAGUAAAUUCCCCUAAAGGAAAAAAACGCAAAGUAGAUCAUCAGACAGCUCGUACUUGUAAUUCUCAGUGCGUUGAAGGAUCUGAAAAGUGUGUCCAGAAGACUACUAGAAAAGAGGAAACAAAGCCUGUGCCUGCAACUUCUUCUGAGGUAAAAAGGUCAAAAAUAACUACUUUAGUGGACUCUAAAAAGAAUGAGAAAAUGAAGAAGUCAGUUCAUACACAAGUUAAUAUUAGUGCAAAACCCCAAAAAAGUCCACAGCCAUCAGUGCCUGAACAAAAUGUAGAUAAUGAGCUGGAACAAGCAGGAAAGAACAAACGAGGUAGCAUUCUCCAGCUCUGUGAAGAAAUCGCUGGUGAAAUUGAGUCAGAUACUGUAGAGGUAAAAAGAGAGUCUUCACAAUUGGAAAGUGCAAAGGAGGAGAAGCCUACUGAAAUAAAAUUGGAAGAGACUGAUGUUGAGCGACAAAUACUUCACCAGAAGGAAACGAAUCAGGAUGGUCAAUGUAAUCGUUUCUUCCCCAGCAGAAAAACAAAACCAGUGAAGUGUAUACUAAAUGGAAUAAAUAGUUCAACAAAGAAGAACUCCAAUUGGACUAAAAUUAAACUGUCAAAAUUCAACUCUGUGCAGCAAAAUAAGUUAGUGGACUCUCAAGUUUCCCCUAAAUUGUGUUCAUUACGAACUAGUUUCUUGCCUCCAACUUUAGAAAUGCAUCAUCCUGUGACUCAGAGUUCAUUUUUAGGGACAAAACAAAAUGAUGAUAAAAACAUAGCUUGCCAGCAGGAAAAAAUCAAAGAAGUUAAUUCGGAAGAAGUUAAAAGUAAUAAUAUAGUAGAAAUUAAUAGGACUACAGAAAGGGCUCCUAAAAAUUGUCAUAUGGAUAAUCAGAUUAAACCUCUUACUGAACCAUCAUUAUUGGAUAAUCAGAUGAAACCGUUUCUCCCAUCAACACCAGAUAAGAAUUUUAGUUUGUGUUUGGAAUCCAAGAUUGAAAAUACUCCAGUGGAAAAUACCACUGCUGAUUCAACUCUGCUUAAUCAAGCAAAAAUUGAUACAGGAGAGAGUAAAUAUCCAGACUCAGCUCCCAAACAGCACAGUAUACUAAAUAACCAAACAUCUAGAAACAGUGAUAACAGGGAGACACCAAAUAAUCUUUUGCCUAAGUGCAAUUCUCAUUUGGAAUUAAAAAUUCCAAAGGAUUUAAAACUAAAAGAAGCAGAGAAAGCUGAUGAAAAACAGUUGAUAAUAGAUGCAGGACAGAAACGAUUUGGAGCCGUUUCCUGUAAUGUUUGUGGAAUGCUUUACACAGCUUCAAAUCCAGAAGAUGAAACACAGCAUUUACUCUUUCACAACCAGUUCAUAAGUGCUGUAAAAUAUGUGGGCUGGAAAAAAGAAAGGAUUCUGGAUGAGUACCCUGAUGGCAAGAUAAUAAUGGUUCUUCCUGAAGACCCGAAGUAUGCCCUGAAAAAGGUUGAUGAAAUUAGAGAGAUGGUUGAUAAUGAUUUAGGUUUCCAACAGGCUCCACUAAUGUGCUAUUCCAGAACAAAAACACUUCUCUUUAUUUCUAAUGACAAAAAAGUAGUUGGCUGCCUGAUCGCAGAACAUAUCCAGUGGGGCUACAGAGUUAUAGAAGAGAAACUUCCAGUUAUUGGAACAGAAGAAGAAAAAGUUAGAUUUGAAAGGCAAAAAGCCUGGUGCUGCUCAACAUUGCCGGAGCCUGCUAUCUGUGGGAUCAGUCGAAUAUGGGUAUUCAGCAUGAUGCGGCGGAAGAGAAUUGCUUCUCGCAUGAUUGAAUGCUUAAGGAGUAACUUUAUUUAUGGCUCAUAUUUGAGUAAAGAAGAAAUUGCUUUCUCAGAUCCUACUCCUGAUGGAAAACUGUUUGCAACACAGUACUGUGGCACUGGUCAGUUUCUGGUAUAUAAUUUUAUUAAUGGACAGAAUAGCACCUAA
Chrysochloris asiatica (Cape golden mole) is the source of this 2586-nucleotide messenger RNA. It is a transcript of the gene ESCO1, whose product is annotated as establishment of sister chromatid cohesion N-acetyltransferase 1. The record is from RefSeq and is a predicted model, not a curated record. NCBI's taxonomy places the organism in Eukaryota, Metazoa, Chordata, Mammalia, Afrosoricida, Chrysochloridae. The coding region runs from base 40 to 2586 and encodes 848 amino acids. Gene Ontology annotation, biological process: mitotic sister chromatid cohesion. The transcript has 9 exons. Gene Ontology annotation, molecular function: protein-lysine-acetyltransferase activity. Gene Ontology annotation, cellular component: chromatin; nucleus.